Molecule: messenger RNA, 1113 nt
Organism: Quercus lobata
Lineage: Eukaryota; Viridiplantae; Streptophyta; Magnoliopsida; Fagales; Fagaceae
Exons: 1
Coding region: 1-1113 (370 amino acids)
Source: RefSeq, a predicted model, not a curated record
AUGGGGUUGCCCGAGGACUCCAGGCUACGGGAGUCGUUGACUAAGAAGCCUCCUGAAGGCAUGAGGCAGCUAAUGAUACGCAUUGAGGAAUAUAAACGAUUAGAGGAUGACCAGCUGCAAAGUAAAGGCAAAGCACCGAUGAUGAAUCGUCCCCGGCAAAGUGGUUUUCCGUUCAGAUCCCAGAGGGGCUUGACGAUUCAAGAACCGGCAGCACAAAUGGGAGAAGUGAAUGUGACAUUUAAGGAACCGGUACACAGGAUUCUUGACCGGAUCAAACACGAGCCGUAUUUUCGAUGGCCGAACAAGAUGGGAGGGGACCCAUCCAAGAGGAAUCAAAAUUUAUACUGUACCUAUCACCAGGACAAAGGUUACACUACCGAACAGUGCCGGGUGUUGAAGGAUCACCUCGGGCAAUUAGUUAAGGCCAGGUAUCUAAAGGAAUUCGUGUUGGACUCGAGGGAUAGAGUCGCGGGGCAAGAUACUCGACAAAGAGGAAACCCUCUCCCACCCCCUGUAGGGGUGAUUGAAGUUAUCCAUGCUACCCCGGAGGGGCUUAUUGCAGGAAGAAGGAAAGGAGUGUUUAUUGUAGUACCAAUAGAGGGUCACUCGGAUGUACAGCCGCCGGAUAAGAAAAUGAAGUUUGCACGGGAGCCUAUCGCAUUCGAUGAUGACAAUUUGGAGGGAGCAAUCCAACCACAUGAUGAUGCAUUAGUAGUCAAGUCCCGAAUAAGUGGCUUCUUAGUAAAAAGGGUAAUGGUAGACCAAGGAAGCGGAGCUAACGUAAUGUACCCAAAUCUGUUCAAGGGACUCAGACUGAGGAAAGAGGACCUUAUGAAGCACACUUCACCCUUGGUUGGGUUUGAUGGUAAGGUAGUGAUUCCUGAAGGGCAAAUUUCACUUCCCGUAAUUAUGGGGGGGAAUGAGGUGGUAGUAACAUUUACAAUAGUAGCUUCAUUUUCCCCAUAUAUGGCGAUUCUGGGAAGACUGUGGAUCCAUUCAAUGGGGGCUGUCCCGUCUACCCUGCAUGUAAAGAUCAAGUUCCCAACCGAGCAGGGUAUUGUCGUGAUAUACCAGCAAGUGGCAAGACAGUGUCUUAUUGCCGUAGUUAAUUAG